This is a messenger RNA of Amoebophrya sp. A25, 1773 nucleotides long. NCBI's taxonomy places the organism in Eukaryota, Dinophyceae, Syndiniales, Amoebophryaceae. The record is from the annotation of a GenBank genome assembly.
ACUACUACCUCCUCUUGAGCUAGAGCUAAUCAUGAUCGUUGAGGUAGAAGAUGCUGGUCAUUCAGAUGAACACUUCUAAUAGCAAAACAACUGGAGCUUCUUGAUCUUGAGCUACUUCUUCAUCUUGAUGAGCAUAAUUAUAUGAACAUGAAGGAAUGAAGAUCUACUUAUCCCUGUCAUCCGAACCUGUGCAUGGAUCCAGAUGAAGAAGCAGAUCAUCGUCAUAGUAGUCUACAACUAAGAACGAGGACGGCGAACAAUAGGACAAUGACAACUGCUCCUGCACGACGACCUAGUACUCUUACUCUAUCUCGUAAAAAUCAUUGUCCAAGGAGUGGACGUUUUUCAACAUGCACUAGCUUCCUUGCAGGAGGAGCUGUAGCCGCAGUUGGUCUGGCAACUACUCACUACCAUUUCCCGAUGGUAUUGGGACCGCCGUUUGACGAUGGCGAAGUCCGCUUGAGACCAGGAAUCGACUACACAGUGCGUGAGGCAGAGAUUUCACUACCAUGGGUGAGGCCGGAUCAUCUUUUUCCGCCACUUCUACAGGACGAGAAUGAGAACCACGAGCAGCACCUCCAAACAGCGGAUUUUUACGAGGAGAUGUCAGCAGAGGAAUCGUUGCAAGUAGCUGCGACGACGAAGCAGGUGCAGGAUGAUGCGCAGCCAAUGUACUUUUUUCUUUGAAGUGUACGCUACGGUCGUUUUGAAUUUCAUUUCUUCAUUUAGAUGAUGUUUUAUGCAAUUAAGUAUUCCUUUACAGAUUAAUAUACUUAACCAACUCCAACUCGACUUUACAGGCUCGACCUUCCGACACCGUCAACAUCGACUGCAGCCACCACCUUUGACGCAACUAGCACAGAAGACGACUUGCAAAGUAGCACUUCUUCUGGCACUAGCACGUCCUCGAAUACAAAUACUCCCAAGCCACCGCGUCGUGUUGCGCGUCCUAGCAGCGUCAUCCUUAUGGCACUGGUUCAAGCUGCUUUCAUCAUCUGCUUUAUCUCCAGGAUUAUCAGCAUGCUGCGCAAGUGGAACGCAAAUCGGGCUAGACGUGCUGCGAGCCGUCGCAUAGCAACUGCUUCGUCUCCUGUAGAUAUACGUCAGUUUCGGCCUCAGCACGUAGCUGAUGCGCUAAAGAAGCUUGAGGAAGAGGACAAAAGACAGCACGAUCCAGUACCCCAAGGUCGUGAAGUAGAAGUAGUACAACUAAAACAAGAAAGUCAUGUUCAUGAUGAUCAUGAUGUUGAAACGGAUGGUGUUGGUGGUCUUCAUGAAGAUCUUCUACAACAUGUACAACUCGAGGAUGACACUUCUAGUUCACACGAUGAUGACGAGCUAUUAUCAAGGUCUGAUCUAGUAUCUGACUCUGAUGAAGAGGAGACGUGUCGUCCUGUAGAACGAAAUGCGUGUAGUAGUACUACAUCAACAUCGACAUCAAGAAAUUACUCCUGCGCUCCUUCAUCUACAACAUCUUCUUCGACCUCCAUGAACAAGGCUAUGAAGAUGAAGCUUCGCCUACCCCAAGCGUGGCAUGCGCAGACUCGUUGGCGGGAUGGGAAGCUUGUUCCACGAUUGCUGGAUGAUGCAGAUUCAGUGUCUACAACAGCUUCUUGUUCGCGUGGACCCUCUCCAGCAAGCCAGAGCUCGUCGUAUAGCGAUCUUGGGGCGGAGGUGGAGGAGGAGAGGACUUCUCUCAGUUCAUCUACAGAGGUACUUGUUGGAGGACGAGAAGGUGGACGUAGCAGGGUGUACCUGCUUACAACUGCAUAG